Messenger RNA from Leishmania braziliensis MHOM/BR/75/M2904, 837 nucleotides. RefSeq lists its product as hypothetical. Bases 1 to 837 code for a protein of 278 amino acids. Gene Ontology annotation, cellular component: Golgi apparatus; membrane. Gene Ontology annotation, biological process: vesicle-mediated transport. Gene Ontology annotation, molecular function: small GTPase binding. Lineage: Eukaryota; Euglenozoa; Kinetoplastea; Trypanosomatida; Trypanosomatidae. The transcript has a single exon. The record is from RefSeq and is a predicted model, not a curated record.
AUGCAAUUCUACUCUGGCGACGGCAGUGCGACCCCGUCGCUACCCGUGGUAGCCCCCGCGCCGCCAGCUGGCCCUGCCGCCGCGGAGGCGGAUGCCGCGGCGGCCUCCCAGCCGACCGCAACAAGCAAGUUCUGGACGCUGCCGUUCUACCAGCAUUUUUUCGACAUCAACACGCGGCAGUUACUGCUUCGCCUCAGCAACACACUCGCCCCACUGAACCCACCAGACUUCCUGAUGGAUCGCAACUGGCACUUCAACGAGUCUGUCGGUGCCGAUGGGGCCGGCGGAAUGGCGGAAGAGGCGACUCUUGAGGAGGCGGGCGUGGUGCUGUCUCGCAAGCCGGACCUGUACGGACCCUUCUGGAUCUGCACAACCCUCUGGAUGACCUUAGCGGUGGUCAGCAACAUCAUGAGCAGGAUUGCCUACACAAAGAACAACGACAAGACGAACCCGUGGAGGUACGACUUCUCCGUCGCCUCCGUCGCGUACGCCGUCAUUUACCUCUACUGCUUUGUCUUUGGUGCCGUUGUGUGGGGCAUUAUGCAGUGGAAGAACUUGCCUGCCACCCUCGCUGACACCGUCUGCUUGUACGGCUACAGCAUGUUCAUCUUUGAGCUUGUGGCUAUCCUCUGCAUGAUCCCGUCUAGUACCGCGCAGUGGUGCUUCGUAAUGGUCGGUGGCGCCUGGUCCACAGCCUACCUGCUCAUUAACAUGUGGCACAUGUGGAAAACAACGUUGGAGCGGAACUGGUUCAUUGGCCUGGUGGUCCUCGUGGCGGGCUUUCACAUGGGUCUCACACUCUCCUUUAAGUUCUAUUUCUUCAACUACAAGCUGUAG